Batrachochytrium dendrobatidis JAM81 is the source of this 888-nucleotide messenger RNA. Its product is annotated as ribosome biogenesis protein BRX1. The transcript has 4 exons. The record is from RefSeq and is a predicted model, not a curated record. The coding region runs from base 1 to 888 and encodes 295 amino acids. Gene Ontology annotation, biological process: ribosomal large subunit assembly; rRNA processing. Gene Ontology annotation, cellular component: nucleolus. NCBI's taxonomy places the organism in Eukaryota, Fungi, Chytridiomycota, Chytridiomycetes, Rhizophydiales. Gene Ontology annotation, molecular function: rRNA binding.
AUGGAUGACGAACAGCAAUCUGACAAUGCCGAUGAAGAAUGUGAAGAUGAUCAGCUAGAGGAAGAGGUUGCUACAGUCAAUACCAAGACACCUUCAUCUGCUCAAAAAUACAAACAGCGAGUUCUUUUGAUUGCGUCUCGAGGCAUAACUUACAGAUAUCGCCAUCUUAUGAACGAGAUGCAUACACUGCUCCCCCAUUCCAAGAAGGAUGCCAAGCUUGAUUCCAAAAGCCACUUGGAAGAUUUGAACGAGCUUGCUGAACUCAACAAUUGCAACAAUUGCCUUUACUUUGAAGUGCGUAAACAUCAAGACAUGUACCUGUGGAUGUCCAAGACUCCAAACGGUCCAAGUGUCAAGUUUAUGGUUCGCAAUGUGCAUACAAUGGACGAACUGAAAAUGACUGGAAACUGUCUUAAAGGGUCUCGUCCAGUUCUGUCGUUUGACAAGACAUUUGAUUUGGAACCUCAUCUCCAACUUCUCAAGGAGAUGUUCACGCAGACGUUUGCUGUUCCGCGCACAUCACGCAAAAUCAAACCGUUUAUCGACCACAUCAUGUCCUUUUCUAUUCUUGACAACAAAAUUUGGCUACGAAAUUUUCAAAUCAUUGAAAAGAUUCCUGAAAAAGGACUGUCAAAAGAACCCGAGAUUUCGUUGGUAGAAAUCGGACCUCGAUGCGUGCUUGAUAUAAUCAGAAUAUUUGAUGGAAGUUUUGGUGGAAGCACAUUAUAUGAAAAUACUCUGUUUGUAUCUCCUAAUGAAUUGAGAAGAAACAUCAAGGCUGAAAUCAAUGCUAAGCAUCAGGGUAAAGCUAUUGCUCAGGAAGAGCGCGAGAAAAAGAAGCUUCAUAAUUUACCGGCUCCAGAUCCCAUGGCGGAUGUAUUCAUUUAG